Messenger RNA from Lutra lutra (Eurasian river otter), 1588 nucleotides. Its product is annotated as syntenin-1-like. Gene Ontology annotation, cellular component: cytoplasm; plasma membrane. Gene Ontology annotation, biological process: positive regulation of transforming growth factor beta receptor signaling pathway. Gene Ontology annotation, molecular function: syndecan binding. NCBI's taxonomy places the organism in Eukaryota, Metazoa, Chordata, Mammalia, Carnivora, Mustelidae. The transcript has a single exon. The record is from RefSeq and is a predicted model, not a curated record. Bases 65 to 961 code for a protein of 298 amino acids.
CCGGAGGCGGCGGGGUGGCGACGGCGGUGAGCGGGUCCUUGUGGCCUAGAAAAAUCCUGCAAAAAUGUCUCUGUACCCAUCUCUUGAAGACCUGAAGGUAGACAAAGUUAUUCAGGCUCAAACUGCCUUUUCCGCAAAUCCUGGCAACCCAGCAAUUUUGUCUGAAGCUUCUGCUCCCAUCUCUCAAGAUGGAAAUCUCUAUCCUAAAUUGUAUCCGGAGCUCUCCCAGUACAUGGGCCUGAGUUUAAAUGAAGAAGAAAUCCGUGCAAAUAUGGCCGUGGUCCCUGGAGCACCAGUUCAGGGGCAGUUGGUAGCAAGACCUUCCGGUAUGAACUAUAUGGUGGCUCCUGUAACUGGUAAUGAUGUUGGAAUUCGUAGAGCAGAAAUUAAGCAAGGGAUUCGUGAAGUCAUUUUGUGUAAGGAUCAAGAUGGAAAAAUUGGGCUCAGGCUUAAAUCAAUAGAUAAUGGCAUAUUUGUUCAGCUGGUCCAGGCAAAUUCUCCAGCCUCAUUGGUUGGUCUGAGAUUUGGGGACCAAGUACUCCAGAUCAAUGGGGAAAACUGUGCAGGCUGGAGCUCUGAUAAAGCACACAAGGUACUCAAACAGGCUUUUGGAGAGAAGAUUACUAUGACUGUUCGUGACAGGCCCUUUGAACGGACAGUUACCAUGCAUAAGGAUAGUAUUGGACAUGUUGGCUUUAUCUUUAAAAAUGGAAAGAUAACAUCCAUAGUGAAAGAUAGUUCUGCAGCCAGAAAUGGUCUUCUCACAGAACAUAACAUCUGUGAAGUCAAUGGGCAGAAUGUCAUUGGGCUGAAGGAUUCUCAAAUUGCAGACAUACUGUCAACAUCUGAGACUGUAGUUACUAUUACAAUCAUGCCUGCUUUUAUCUUUGAACAUAUUAUUAAACGGAUGGCACCAAGCAUUAUGAAAAGCCUGAUGGAUCAUACCAUUCCUGAGGUUUAAAAGUCAUGGCACAAUGGAAACUUCACUGAACUCCAGUUUACUUCUUGGGCAACUUAACUUUAUAUUAUGCACAUGAAGCUUUCUAGGAGCCAGAGAGCAUAUGCUGCAUGAAGACCUUUCUAUCUUACAUUAUGGCUGGGAAUCUUACUGUCUUGAUUGGAUAUCUUAUUCACACUUCAAGAUUGUUGUAGCCUUAUCCUGGUUUUACUGAUGUGAAACUUUGGACAGAUUUUAACUGAUUUUCAUUGAGUAGUUUCUCUUCUGGAAACCCGAUGCUUUUACAAGCCAUUAUCAUUAGAAUGACUGAUACAGGCUUAGCUCUGUGUUAGAACCAAUCACCUUUAUCUUACAUAUCAAGUAGUGCUGUUCAUAUUACUUUAGUUCUAUGGUAUAAUUGCAUUUUUAAUGUGUAACCAUAGUACAUGUAGAAUGACUGCUUUUGAUGUUUUUUUAGUUCUGUGUGUGUGUGUAAAAUACCAAUUAAGUACACUGGUUUCAUUCCAUGUAAGCAUUAUACAGUGUAUGUAGGUUGCUAGAGAUUGUGUUGAUCAUCAUUUAAUUGUAACUACCUUUACUUAAUAUGCUUCAACUGUCGCCUUAACCGUGUUAAGCAUCUAGAAUAAAAGC